Acytostelium subglobosum LB1 is the source of this 2229-nucleotide messenger RNA. RefSeq lists its product as hypothetical. Gene Ontology annotation, biological process: transmembrane transport. Gene Ontology annotation, molecular function: ABC-type transporter activity; ATP hydrolysis activity; ATP binding. NCBI's taxonomy places the organism in Eukaryota, Evosea, Eumycetozoa, Acytosteliales, Acytosteliaceae. The transcript has 5 exons. The annotation marks the transcript as partial. The record is from RefSeq and is a predicted model, not a curated record. Gene Ontology annotation, cellular component: membrane; ATP-binding cassette (ABC) transporter complex.
UAUAUAUUACUACUAAUUAUGGAUAACAACAAUAACAAUAACAAUGAAGACUUGGCAAUCAUUGUCAAUGAUGUUCAUAGAGGUUAUGGCAACACAAAGGUCAUCACUGGUAUGAACCUAUGUGUCAAACGAGGUUCAAUCAAUGGUCUAAUCGGUCCAUCUGGUUGUGGUAAGACUACAUUGCUCAAGAUUAUACUUGGCAGAUUGAUACCAGACUCUGGAAAGGUGUUUGUGUUUGGAUCACAGCCACAUACUAGGGGUCAUAAUGUACCUGGAUCGGACAUUGGAUAUGCCCCACAAGAGACUGCACUGUAUGAUGACUUGUCGAUCGGUGAGACAUUCAACUUCCAUCAAGCAGUGCAUGGUAUGUCAAAGGAAUCAUUCCAGGAGCGAAAGACAUGGUUGUGUUCCUUCCUCGAGUUGCCACGCGACUCUCGUAUCGUUGGCACACUGUCUGGUGGCCAGAAGAGAAGAGUAUCUCUGGCUGUGGCCCUGCUGCACAAUCCCAAACUGCUGAUUCUCGAUGAGCCAACUGUUGGUGUGGACCCAUUGCUGCGAUCAAGAAUCUGGCAACAUCUUCGUGAGAUUGCCAAGGUUGGUGUCACUGUCAUUGUCACCACGCACUACAUCGAGGAGGCCAGGAUGGCCGACAGGGUCAGCAUGAUGCGCUACGGUAAGAUCCUUGCGCAGGGCGUGCCUGACCGCCUCAUCACCAAGUAUGCCUGUGACAACUUGGAGGAGGUGUUCCUGAAGCUUUGUCUCUCGGGCGAUCAGCAUCUUGACAAUGAUCCCGAUGGAGGCAACAGUGAAGAUGGAGUGAUCAACACUCCGGCGGCCGCCCAAGAGGACGAGGAGGCUGUUCCCGAUGUCUAUCAAUCAAAAGUGGACGCGGCUAAACUCUACUAUGCAAGCGACUCAAACAUUGAGAACACACCACUACUCUCACAAGCUGGCAACAAUGGAAACAUGACUACCUCUGUUGCUGGUCUUCAAGGAACAGUGAGCUUCAAGAGAAGAUUCCAACAAGUCUUUGCCAUCGCAAGGAGAAAGAUAACUCAAAUCUACAGGAACAAGGUGGUCUUGUUCUUUGAAGUGUUGACACCUGCCAUCCAAAUCUUCUUGUUCUUCAUUGCCAUUGGAGCUACACCAAAGAACUUGUCAUUUGGCAUUGUGAAUAAGGAUGUUGGUAUCGGACCACCAUUCAACAUCAACAUUGGAGAUGACAUCAUUCAACAACUUGGCAAAUCCGGUGUCUUUGACUUCCACUACUUCAACACAACUCAACAAGCAUUGGACCAAAUCAAGAAUGGCAAUAGUUGGGGAGCAUUAUAUAUACCAGAGAACUUUACAAUGGCACUUCCACAGAGAUUUGAGAACCUUACCAAUCCAUAUUGGGUCAAUCAAUCAAACGUUGACCUAUAUCUCGACUUUACCAGUUAUCAAAUCACCUUGAUCAUUGAGCAACAGAUAUCCGUAGCCUUUGAGAAAGACAUUGCCAAUAGCUUCAAUAUAUCAAUCAAUCCAGUACAGGUACAGCCGCCAAUCUAUGGAAAGACAUCGACUACAUUCCUCAGUUUCCUUGCACCUGGAAUGAUUGCGUUGAUCACAUUUGCUCAUGCCAUUGGUAUCUCAUCAGUGUCAUUCGUGAGAGAGAAGAUAGAUGGCUCUCUGGAUCGUCUGUUCGCCGUUGGUGUCAAUGUCCCCGUGUGUCUCGCCGGAUCAUUCUGUGCACACAUCCUCCUCUUGCUCAUUCAAACCACAUUGCUCAUGCUGAUCACAGUGUUUGGAUUCAAGAUUAGUAUCGAAGGCGAUGUAGCCCUAGUCAUCUUAAUGCUCAUCCUGUUGGGCAUUGUCGGUAUGAACAUGGGACUGGUGAUAUCAUCCGUCGCCGUCAUUGAAACCGAGGCAAUCCAACUAAGCCUUGCGUCAUUCUUCCCAAGUUUGCUGCUGUCCGGUGUGAUGUGGCCAGUGCAAGCGAUUCCCCCAUGGUUCUCCUGGAUCAGUUACGCCCUGCCCACGACAUGGGCUGCAGAGGCUCUGCGUGAUAUCAUGAUCCGAGGCGCUGGUAUGUCUUUCCGCAAAGUGUGGCAGGCAUAUCUGAUCGUUACCGCCUGGGCCGUCUUCCUUCUGAUCGUUGCAUCAUUCAAACUUAAGGACCGCGAGUCCAACUUCUCCCUUGUGAGAUACAUCAAGUCACGCUUCCAGAAGAACAAGUCAACCAUCGCUAGC